UCUGACCAGUUUGCUGCCUGCUGCUUUGCAUUUGGUGUCUCACCCUGUGGGUUCGUUCUGACGCGGGGUCAGAGGGCUUGCGUUUGCGUCUGAGCCUGCAUGUGUGUGGGCAGGAGGAGUGAUAAAUAAAACUGCCUCACCCCUCAGAGUUCAGAGCCAAUCUAGGAAAAGCGAAGGUGCCAGACAGGCUCCUGAUGGGUACGUGGGCCUGGGGACAGGACGGCCCCAGCGCAGGGGCCCUGGCAAGCCUGGCCCUUCCUGGGAGGUCCCCUCUCCCCCCAUACCACCCAGGCCUGUUGCUCCGGAUGCGACAAGUAUCUGAGUGUCUUGUCGCUCUCCUGUUCAAGGUCAGCUCAGGGCAUGGGUUGGGGGCUGACACCGCAGUCUGCUGGAUGCCUGAGGGUCUCUGUCUGGAUGGCCAAAAUUUGAGGUGAUGAUAGCCUUGUUCCUUGUGGGGGCUUUCCCCCAGCAGGUGUCUCCAUGGUAGACAAGUUGGGUGUCCUGGCCUCUGUCUCAGGGCUGCACCUCACUCCCCAGUAGACCUGACCUCCCUGGGCACCCAGGAUGUCCACUUGCAUCUUAGCUGGAGCUGCCACUUGGAAGGGGCCUGUGAUUCACCGGUUGUUUUGCUAGUUGAUUGUGCCACACACAGUGUCACUUCCGCAGUGUCACUAGGCACAGCCAGAAGUGCAAGGAGAAGGGAGCCCUGUGUCCUGUGCCGCCUCAGUCUUCUGUAACCUUCUUCUUCUGAAUAAAGUCCAUUUACUAACUUCUUAGCUAAAUAUGAUUUGGUUUUUGUGGCUAUUUAAAGCUUUUCCAAUAAAGUACCCAUAAAUAAGGGAAUACCUUACUCCUACGCUGUCUGGAUUUAUGGUUUGGAAAUACUUCUGCCCCCUAAAAGCUCACAUUUUUUUGUGAAAAGAGAAGCUAGUCGGCAAGAGAACAGAUCCAGUGUCUACUGGUGUGGUUAGGAUGGUCAAUGCUGAUGUGUAAAACUGCCUUUUAAAACCGUCUUUCCCCAGACCGGCUCACGGGCUGCCUGUUCUGUCUGCUGUGCUCUGUGUCGGCAAUGGCUUCUAGUGUCCAACAGGAAAGUCUGGUGGCUGAGUGAAUUUGUGACCCAGGAAUAGCAACUAAAGCCCUGGAUGCCGGCUCCAGGCUGGUGUGUGCUCUGAGGUCCCUGAGCAGCCCUGCCAGCCAUGGACCCAGACCCCCAGGCCGGUGUGCAGGUGGGCAUGCGUGUGGUGCGCGGCGUGGACUGGAAGUGGGGCCAGCAGGACGGUGGCGAGGGCGGCGUGGGCACGGUGGUGGAGCUCGGCCGCCAUGGCAGCCCGUCGACCCCCGACCGCACGGUUGUCGUGCAGUGGGACCAGGGCACCCGCACCAACUACCGCGCCGGCUACCAAGGCGCUCACGACCUGCUGCUCUACGACAACGCCCAGAUCGGCGUCCGCCACCCCAACAUCAUCUGCGACUGCUGCAAGAAGCAUGGGCUGCGGGGCAUGCGCUGGAAGUGCCGCGUCUGCUUCGACUACGACCUGUGCACGCAGUGCUACAUGCACAACCGGCACGACCUCGCCCACGCCUUCGAGCGCUACGAGACGGCCCACUCGCGCCCUGUCACGCUGAGUCCCCGCCAGGGCCUCCCGAGGAUUCCACUGAGGGGCAUCUUCCAGGGGGCAAAGGUGGUGCGAGGGCCCGACUGGGAGUGGGGCUCCCAGGACGGAGGGGAAGGGAAGCCAGGCCGAGUGGUGGACAUCCGUGGCUGGGAUGUGGAGACAGGCCGGAGUGUGGCCAGUGUCACGUGGGCUGAUGGCACCACCAACGUGUACCGUGUGGGCCACAAGGGCAAGGUGGACCUCAAGUGUGUGGGUGAGGCGGCAGGCGGCUUCUACUACAAGGAGCACCUCCCAAGGCUCGGUAAGCCGGCAGAGCUGCAGCGCAGGGUGAGUGCGGAUGGCCAGCCCUUCCAGCAUGGGGACAAGGUCAAGUGUCUGCUGGACACAGACGUCCUGAGGGAGAUGCAGGAGGGCCACGGUGGCUGGAACCCCAGGAUGGCGGAGACGGGCACCGUGCACCGCAUCACAGACCGCGGGGACGUGCGCGUGCAGUUCAACCAUGAGACCCGCUGGACCUUCCACCCUGGGGCUCUCACCAAGCACAACUCCUUCUGGGUGGGUGACGUGGUCCGGGUCAUCGACGACCUGGAUGCAGUGAAGCGACUGCAGGCCGGGCACGGCGAGUGGACGGACGACAUGGCCCCCGCCCUGGGCCGCGUCGGGAAAGUGGUGAAAGUGUUUGGAGAUGGGAACCUUCGAGUGGCAGUCGGCGGUCAGCGGUGGACCUUCAGCCCCUCCUGCCUGGUAGCCUACCGGCCUGAGGAGGACGCCAACCUGGAUGUGGCUGAGCGAGCCAGGGAGAACAAAAGCUCUCUGAGCGUGGCUCUGGAUAAGCUGCGGGCCCAGAAGGGUGACCCCGAGCACGCGGGGAGGCUGGUGGUGGAGGUGGCGCUGGGCAACAUGGCCCGGGCUCUGGACCUGCUGCAGAGGCACCCGGAACAGGUGGACACCAAGAACCAGGGCAGGACAGCCCUGCAGGUGGCUGCCUACCUGGGGCAGGUGGAGCUGGUGCGGCUGCUGCUACAGGCAAGGGCGGGAGUGGACCUGCCGGACGAGGAGGGCAACACGGCCCUGCACUACGCGGCCCUGGGGAAUCAGCCUGAGGCCGCCCGGGUGCUCCUGAGCGCGGGGUGUGGGCCAGACGCCCUCAACAGCUCCCGCAGCACAGCGCUGCACGUGGCCGUGCAGAGGGGCUUCCUGGAGGUGGUGAGGACCCUGUGCGAGCGCGGCUGUGACGUCAACCUGCCUGACGCCCAUGCCGACACACCCCUGCACUCCGCCAUCUCAGCGGGUGCCGGCGCCAGCGGCAUCGUGGAGGUCCUCACGGAGGUGCCCAGCGUCGACGUCACUGCCACCAACAGCCAGGGCUUCACGCUGCUGCACCAUGCAGCCCUCAAGGGCCAUGCGCUAGCUGUCCGGAAGAUUCUGGCACGGGCGCGGCAGCUGGUGGACGCCAAGAAGGAGGAUGGCUUCACGGCCCUGCACCUGGCCGCCCUCAACAACCACCGUGAGGUGGCCCAGAUCCUCGUCAGGGAGGGCCACUGUGACGUGAACGUGCGCAACAGGAAGCUGCAGUCCCCGCUGCAUCUGGCCGUGCAGCAGGCCCAUGUGGGCCUGGUGCCGCUGCUGGUGGACGCUGGUUGCAGUGUCAACGCGGAGGACGAGGAGGGGGACACAGCCCUGCACGUGGCUCUGCAGCGUCAUCGGAUGCUGCCCCUGGUGGCUGAUGGGGCCGGGGGGGACCCGGGGCCCUUGCAGCUGCUGUCCAGGCUACAGGCCUCGGGCCUCCCGGGCGGCGCGGAGCUGACGGUGGGCGCGGCCGUCGCCUGCUUCCUGGCGCUGGAGGGCGCCGACGUGAGCUACGCCAACCACCGCGGCCGGAGCCCGCUGGACCUGGCGGUCGAGGGCCGCCUGCUCAAGGCCCUGCAGGGCUGUGCCCAGCGCUUCCGGGAGCGGCAGGCGGGCGGCGGCGCGGCCCCGGGCCCCACGCACGUGCCCGGCACCCCGAACACCGUGACGAACCUGCACGUGGCCGCCGCGGGGCUCGAGGCCGCCGAGUGCCUGGUGUGCUCCGAGCUGGCGCUGCUGGUGCUCUUCGCGCCGUGCCAGCACCGCACGGUGUGCGAGGAGUGCGCGCGCAGGAUGAAGAAGUGCAUCAGAUGCCAGGUGGUCAUCAGCAAGAAGCUGCGCCCAGACGGCUCGGAGGUGGCGAGUGCCGCCCCGGCGCCCGGCCCACCGCGGCAGCUGGUGGAGGAGCUGCAGAGCCGGUACCGGCAGAUGGAGGAGCGCAUCACCUGCCCCAUCUGCAUCGACAGCCACAUCCGCCUCGUGUUCCAGUGCGGCCACGGCGCGUGCGCGCCCUGCGGCGCCGCGCUCAGCGCCUGCCCCAUCUGCCGCCAACCCAUCCGCGACCGCAUCCAGAUCUUCGUGUGAGCCCGCGACAUCCCCGCCUCCGGCGCGCCCGGGAGCCAUGUUCGGGAACUGCCUUCGCAAGUCCCCACCCUGUAUUUUAUAAAAAGAUUCAUGGACA
Messenger RNA from Microcebus murinus (gray mouse lemur), 4149 nucleotides. NCBI's taxonomy places the organism in Eukaryota, Metazoa, Chordata, Mammalia, Primates, Cheirogaleidae. The record is from RefSeq and is a predicted model, not a curated record.